AUGGAGGCUGAAAACCACACCACUGUGGCAGAGCUAGUCAUCUUGGGACUAACAGAGGACCCUAAGCUGUGUAUAGUCUUUUUUGUGAUAUUUCUAGGAGUAUACAUUGUCACUUUAGUAGGCAAUAUCAGCAUCAUCACAUUGAUAAGAAUUUCCUCCCAGCUGCAAACACCCAUGUAUCUAUUCCUCAGCCAUCUGGCUUUUGUAGACAUUUUAUAUUCAACUUCAGUCUCAGUCAUAAUGCUUAUGGAGCUCCUUGGACAUGGGCUGGUCCUACCUGUGACAGCCUGUGCAGCUCAGCUCUGUAUUACAGUGUCGUUUGGGUCAGCUGAGUGCUUCCUACUGGCUGCCAUGGCCUAUGAUCGCUAUGUCGCAAUCUGCUCACCUCUCCUCUAUUCAACACUCAUGUCCUCUAGAGUCUGUUUUCUAUUGUUGGGAAUGUCCUAUGUUGGUGGCUGUACAAAUGGUUGGACAUUUACUGGUUGUUUGUUAAAUCUGUCCUUCUGUGGACCAAAUCAGAUAGAUCACUUUUUCUGUGACUUCUCUCCUUUGCUGAAACUUUCCUGCUCAGAUGUCUCCAUUAUUGGAAUCAUCCCCUCUAUCUCUUCUGGCUCCAUUAUUGUGGUGACCAUUCUUGUCAUAGCUGUUUCCUACAUCUACAUUCUUAUCACCAUCCUGAAGAUGCGGUCCACUGAGGGCCGCCACAAGGCCUUCUCCACCUGCACCUCCCACCUCACUGCAGUCACUCUCUACUAUGGGACCAUUACCUUCAUUUAUGUGAUGCCCAAGUCUAAUUACUCUACUGAACAGAACAAGGUGCUCUCUGUAUUCUACACAGUGGUCAUUCCUAUGCUGAAUCCCCUCAUCUAUAGCCUGAGAAACAGAGAUGUAAAGGAGGCCCUGAGGAAAGCAACUGUCAGAGUUUAUACAUAG
Molecule: messenger RNA, 933 nt
Organism: Rattus norvegicus (Norway rat)
Lineage: Eukaryota; Metazoa; Chordata; Mammalia; Rodentia; Muridae
Gene: Or5p53
Product: olfactory receptor family 5 subfamily P member 53
Exons: 1
Coding region: 1-933 (310 amino acids)
Biological process (GO): signal transduction; detection of chemical stimulus involved in sensory perception of smell; G protein-coupled receptor signaling pathway
Cellular component (GO): membrane; plasma membrane
Molecular function (GO): olfactory receptor activity; G protein-coupled receptor activity
Source: RefSeq, marked reviewed